This is a messenger RNA of Orbilia oligospora ATCC 24927, 531 nucleotides long. RefSeq lists its product as uncharacterized. Gene Ontology annotation, cellular component: mitochondrion. The coding region runs from base 1 to 531 and encodes 176 amino acids. Gene Ontology annotation, molecular function: nucleic acid binding; 3'-5'-RNA exonuclease activity. NCBI's taxonomy places the organism in Eukaryota, Fungi, Ascomycota, Orbiliomycetes, Orbiliales, Orbiliaceae. The record is from RefSeq and is a predicted model, not a curated record. The transcript has a single exon.
AUGACAGGCCUCAACCCCCCACAAGACAAACUCCUCCAAAUAGCCUGCUACAUCACCGACUCCCAACUAACCCUCCUCGAACCCACCGGCUUCGAAGUCGUCAUCUCCCGUCCCCAAUCCCUCCUCUCCCAGAUGGACGACUGGUGUACCACAACCCACACCUCGACCGGUCUAAUCCCUCGAGUUCUAUCCUCAACCACCACCGUCACGGAAGCUUCAAACCAACUACUUUCUUACAUCCAAAAACACGUCCCCGAGAAAAAGACAGCGAUAAUGUGUGGGAAUAGUAUUCAUUUUGAUAAAUUGUUUUUGAGUAUUGAGAUGCCGGAGGUGGUCGAGUGGUUGAAUUAUAGAGUUGGGGAUGUUAGUAGUAUCAAGGAAUUUGCGAGGAGGUGGUGUGAUGAGGAGGUUUUGGAGGGGUUGCCGGUUAAGAAGUAUACGCAUGAAGCUAGGGAGGAUAUCUUGGAGAGUAUUGAGGAGGCGAGGUAUUAUAGGAGGGUGCUGUUCAGGGGAGGGGAUUUUAAGGUAUAA